AUGGAGCCAGGGCUCGCGGGGGUCGGGGAUCUGGAGCCGGGCCCUCGCUGCCGCGGCCGCGCAGGCGGUGCCAAGACCGGGCAGGCGGCGCCGGCGCACUCCGGUCACCGAGCCUGCAAAAGGGGCCCCGGGCGGGCGGCCGCACACCUCGCAGACGGCGGGCAGCGGUCGCAGAGACCGCCGCCCCGGGGCUCCUCCAACUUAGAGAACUGUUCCCCAGGGGCUGGUCUGGGCCAGAGGGCCUUUGAGCGGCACCACCUGGUGUCACAGCUUUCAUUGUUGAGGUUCCUCAGUGCUGAACUAACAAGAGGGUACUUCCUUGAACAUAAUGAGGCCAAGUAUACAGAAAGAAGAGAAAGAGUAUACACUUGUAUGCGAAUACCAAGAGAAUUGGAAAAGCUCAUGGUUUUUGGAAUCUUUCUGUGCCUGGAUGCAUUUCUGUAUGUGUUCACCCUGCUUCCUUUAAGAGUUUUCCUGGCACUAUUCAGGCUCUUCACUCUGCCUUGCUAUGGCUUAAGGGACAGACGUUUGCUUCAGCCUGCUCAGGUGUGUGACAUCCUGAAGGGUGUCAUUUUGGUAAUCUGCUAUUUCAUGAUGCACUACGUUGACUACUCCAUGAUGUAUCACCUGAUAAGGGGGCAGUCAGUCAUCAAGCUGUACAUCAUCUACAAUAUGCUCGAGGUAGCAGAUCGUCUGUUUUCAUCAUUUGGACAAGAUAUAUUAGAUGCUCUCUACUGGACAGCAACAGAGCCUAAAGAAAGAAAAAGAGCCCAUAUUGGAGUGAUUCCUCACUUUUUCAUGGCCGUUCUCUAUGUCUUUUUGCAUGCAAUUCUCAUCAUGGUUCAAGCAACCACUCUCAACGUGGCUUUUAACUCACACAACAAGUCACUGCUCACCAUCAUGAUGUCUAAUAAUUUUGUUGAAAUUAAAGGAAGUGUUUUCAAGAAGUUUGAAAAGAACAAUCUUUUUCAAAUGUCUAAUAGCGAUAUUAAGGAACGAUUCACGAAUUAUGUGCUUUUGCUAAUUGUGUGUCUACGAAACAUGGAGCAGUUUUCUUGGAAUCCAGAUCACCUCUGGGUGUUGUUUCCAGAUGUCUGUAUGGUGAUUGCAUCAGAAACUGCUGUGGAUAUUGUAAAACAUGCCUUUAUCACCAAGUUCAAUGACAUUACUGCAGAUGUCUACAGUGAAUAUAGAGCCAGCCUUGCUUUUGACCUUGUUAGCAGCCGACAGAAAAAUGCGUAUACUGAUUACAGUGACUCUGUGGCACGGAGGAUGGGGUUCAUUCCUCUCCCACUAGCUGUUUUACUCAUCAGAGUCGUCACAAGCUCCAUUAAAGUGCAAGGAAUCCUGUCGUAUGCCUGCGUCAUACUCUUCUAUUUUGGGUUGAUCUCCCUGAAAGUCCUUAAUAGCAUCGUGCUGUUGGGGAAGUCAUGUCAGUAUGUGAAGGAGGCCAAAAUGGAAGAAAAGUUGUUCAAUCCUCCUCCGGCCAGCACAUCAGGCAAACCACCCCAUAAGUCACAGAACAAAUGUAAACCCUCUCAAGAAGAAAACUUGUCUGCUUCGGUCACCAGCCAGCCUGUUCAUCCGAAAGAAAACGUCAUACCCUUACUUGUCACAAGCAGUUCUGAUCAGUUUCUGACGACUCCAGAUGGUGAUGAGAAGGACAUAACGCAGGAAAGCUCUGAAUUAAAGCACAGAUCCUCAAAGAAAGAUUUGCUGGAGGUAGACAGGUUCACAAUCUGUGGAAACCGAAUUGACUGAGCUCUGCGGCCAAGUCCUGGGGCGGGAGACGCUCUGCUACUGGGCUGGACAGAUGCGAAAACUGGCACUUAAAUAUUUAUUUAAAAACUUAAAUUAUUAAUGGAAAGCGAAUCUUAAUAUCUUUCUUCCGGUGACGUGGUCUGGCUGAAGGUCAGGUCACAGAACAGCAGCGACCUCCAGCCUGGACUCUGGAACCUGACGGGUGAGGAGGAGCCCCCGGCUUGGCAGAGGGCAGUCACUUCC
Molecule: messenger RNA, 2004 nt
Organism: Puma concolor (puma)
Lineage: Eukaryota; Metazoa; Chordata; Mammalia; Carnivora; Felidae
Source: RefSeq, a predicted model, not a curated record